This is a messenger RNA of Acanthoscelides obtectus, 353 nucleotides long. NCBI's taxonomy places the organism in Eukaryota, Metazoa, Arthropoda, Insecta, Coleoptera, Chrysomelidae. The record is from the annotation of a GenBank genome assembly.
GUUUGUUCUCCGUAAAAAUGUUAAGCCUCGGGAAUGUAUUCAUUACUUUUGUUUUGUUGCUCCUAGGUCUGUCUGCAGUGAUGGGAGAUGGCUGUAUAAUAGACAAACAAUGUCAGCGCAAUACCGAGAGGGGUCAAAAAUGUGAAACACAGACGACAAGAUUUGUCCAGUACGGUUACGAAAUAAAACUUGUUCCGAAAUGUCUACCUGCUGUUGGAAACAAAUACAGGAAGAAAGAAUGUGCAUGCAUGCCAGACAGUAAAAAAUCAUAGAAAACGAGAAACAUAUGUUUGACUUACUAUAGUGUUUAUGCCCAGAUGAUAAAUAUAAAGAUAACUAUGAAGAUGAAUAAA